AUGCUAGCAGCGAGAUGGCAGUUCGGUCCAAGCAAAAAGCCCGCAAAAUGGUUUGACCCAAGUUUUGUUAUCUGCCUUUCGGCGGCAGAGUCUGGAGACAUGACGCCACCGGCAGAAAAUCAGCCCGUCAAGGCUGUCCGAAAGAGGAAGCAACAUUCUGAUCGAUCCCCGAAUUUCGCGUCGUGCACGCCAUCGGAGAGAAAAAGGGGGUUCGCAGGGCUGAUGGGGCUGCUAGGCUGA
This is a messenger RNA of Pyricularia grisea, 240 nucleotides long. RefSeq lists its product as uncharacterized. The record is from RefSeq and is a predicted model, not a curated record. The transcript has 2 exons. Lineage: Eukaryota; Fungi; Ascomycota; Sordariomycetes; Magnaporthales; Pyriculariaceae. Bases 1 to 240 code for a protein of 79 amino acids.